AUGGCCCCGGCUGCGUUUUGCAACUUGUUGCCAAGUCACCGAAAAAUGAGCGACGGGGAUAAGGCUCAAGUGAAUAGCAUGAAGCAAUUCGGAAUCCCUACCUCGAAGAUAAUGGCUUACAUGGCAGGCCAAUCGGGUGGCUACAACAUGCUUCGAUUUACAAAAAGGGAUUUGUACAACUAUGUUGACAGUCAACGGCGAGCACGAAUCUUGGAUGGGGAUGCGGCUGCAACUAUAAGCUACUUGGAGGGGAAGGAAAAUGCGGACCUUAUGUCAGUCGCUAGAUACACAACGACUGUAGAUAAUCGGUUGGGUAACUUAUUUUGGGUGGACGGUUUCAUGAAAUCCGAUUAUGAGUUGUUUGGUGAUGUCGUUGCAUUUGACGCGAUGUACCGUGGGAACAAGUACAAGAAACCUCUGGAUGAGGAGGUCUGCACUUACAGAUGGGUUCUGACGAACCUUUUGGAUGUUAUGGGUCAAAGAACAAUGAACCUUGUUGUGACGGAUGGGGAUAAGGCAAUGCGCGCUACCAUUGCGGAGGUGAUGCCUUCAGCCAAGCACAGACUAUGUGCAUGGCAUCUGGAGAAAAAUUGUGUCCAACGGGUAAAGGAAGCUGAAUUUCGGAAAGUAUUCAAAAAGGCUAUCUAUGUAAACUUUCAUGUUGACGAGUUCGAGAGAUAUUGGAGGACCUCAAUCGAGUCUCUCAGCCUAGGCCAAAAUACAUGGGUGCAAGCGACAUAUGACAUUAAAGAGAGUUGGGCAACGGCCUAUCUGAGGGGGACCUUUUGCGCCGGAUAUAGGACAACGUCAAGAUGUGAAGGAAUCAAUUCUUUCAUUAAAGCGUUCCUAAAGUCAACGGAUAGCAUUCUUGAACUGGUUCACAGCUUGGAUAGGGUUGUGAAAGAUUUCGGAACAAUGAGGGAGGUUAAGAAGCAAAUCAAGGGUGUUGCAACGCUAUUGUUUCAGGGAAGGGAGAGCAUCAGCAUGACCAUUGUGUAUAGCUUUAGUAAAAUGGGUAGACCGGAUCGGGUAUUCAAGGUUUUGUAUGAUCCUAAUGACCGAAAGAUUGAGUGUGAGUGUAAGAUGUGA
Arachis ipaensis is the source of this 1089-nucleotide messenger RNA. RefSeq names its product protein FAR1-RELATED SEQUENCE 5-like. The record is from RefSeq and is a predicted model, not a curated record. NCBI's taxonomy places the organism in Eukaryota, Viridiplantae, Streptophyta, Magnoliopsida, Fabales, Fabaceae.